AUGUCUUCGUCAUCAACCUUCUCCCGCCUCGUGCGGUUCGUUCCCCGUGAUGCUCCCAGCAAGGUGCUGAUCGGAGAACCGGAAUCAGAGUCAGUCGACGUCGGCCUGGCUGUCCGGGACGGCAAGGAGGUCAAGGUCGCUGUGUGGUCCGGCUCUAGCGUGCUCAACCCCGGCAGCAAGACCGACCAGGUGGCCGUCAUCGACCGCGUCCUUUCGCCCGUCUCGGCUGAGGAGGUCGGCACAAUCCGUUGCAUCGGGCUGAACUAUGUCCAGCAUGCAAAAGAAGUCGGCGUCGCCCUGCCUGACGUUCCCACCGUGUUCCUGAAGCCCAACAUGGCGCUGGGUAACCCCUGGCCGGAGCCGACUGUGCUGCCGCACCUCACUCAGGCUGACGACUGCGGCGACUACGAGUCCGAGCUGGCUGUCGUGCUCGGCAAGGCGUGCAAGAAUGUGUCCGAGGCGGACGCCAUGGACUACGUCCUGGGCUACACUGCCUGCAACGACGUCUCCAGCAGGACGUACCAGAUGAACCAGUCGCAGUGGUGCUUCGCGAAGGGCUUUGACGGUUCCUGUCCCUUGGGACCUACAAUUGUCUCAAAGUCCCUCAUCCCGGACCCUACUAAGCUUCAAAUGCGCGGCUUGAGGAACGGCGAGGUUCUCCAGGAGAGCGGCAUCGACGACCUCAUCUUCAGCAUCCCCAAAAUCAUCAGCUUCCUGUCCCAGAGCACGACGCUGCCCGCCGGUACCGUCAUCAUCACUGGCACCCCUGCGGGCGUCGGUCUCGGCCGCAAGCCCAAGGUGACCCUGAAGGACGGCGAUGAGUUCAAGGUUGAGAUUCUGCCCCACAUCGGCACUUUGGUCAACGUCUUUGAGAACGAGAAGUAG
Messenger RNA from Colletotrichum siamense, 885 nucleotides. RefSeq names its product Fumarylacetoacetate hydrolase domain-containing protein 2-like protein. The transcript has 6 exons. Gene Ontology annotation, molecular function: acetylpyruvate hydrolase activity. Lineage: Eukaryota; Fungi; Ascomycota; Sordariomycetes; Glomerellales; Glomerellaceae. The coding region runs from base 1 to 885 and encodes 294 amino acids. The record is from RefSeq and is a predicted model, not a curated record.